CCAAAGUAGCGGUGUUUUACUCGAUCAUUACUCGAUCAAAACUCCCAACUGAAGCUUGGACGACGCCUUAGAACCCCUUGGAUCCCCUCAAAUGCACCGGCGGCGGCAGAGCCUGCGAAGAACAAGAGCCGAUAGGCACACAAAUCCGGGACAAGGCCUCGAAGCUAAAGGAGACGAAGGAGGAGCAGGAGCAGGAGCAAGCGCAUCGGGGCUACCGACUAACAUUCCGAGAACGGCCGACACCACUGCAGCGGGCUCCCACGAGGCAGGUGGCGCCUAGAUCGGGGAACGGCUGCGUCCGAUGACGGGGCGGCCAAUCAGGUUCUUCUGAUAACAACAUUCGAAGAAAAGAUUCAGGGUCCCCGUCUCUCCCCCGACCUUCGUCUCCCUCAUAGGAAAGUGAGAGAAGGGUUCGAUAACGCACCCCACACAACUACACUUCGGCUAGGACACAGAGGCCGACGGCGCGGUGCAGCCAGACUUGUUGGGAUAGGCAACGGGCGAUGAAUAGUGGUCAACAACACGACAGCAGACUUGGCGGCGUGGAGGCGUCCUGGGACGGCCUCGGCUUGCUGAUCCCCCCUUCUUCGCCUUGUGUGGCCGAUCCUUGAUACGCUCCUUUGUCCUUUGUCCUGUCAGAAGGCGUUGUUUAUCUUAUCGGGAUCUGAAGAUGGAAGCCCAGAAGAAUGGAUGGAAGGGAAUGCCUGGUCUGGUAUGGGGGGCCCGUCCCGCCGUCCACCUCUGUUUGGGCUCGGUGUGUGGUGGGCUGUGGAUCGAACAACGGACGACUGUAUUCUGAGUAAGAUUCGAGACGGCGGUCCUUCUUUUCCUCCUUCUUUUCCCCCCUGAUUCCCUUUUCGUUCCCUCUCUCUCUCUUCCUUAGCCAGACUGUCUCUUCGUGGGCAACUCAUGAGAGUAUAGCAUCAGUGUUCGGAUACCCGAAUAAACUCACCUUCACUUGCACGACUCAUAUCUAUCUCACUAACCUCAAUAUCUCAAGCCACAUCGUUCGUCUCUUAUCUACCACACCAUUUCCCCCGCCACCCCGCGAUCAAGAUAAGCUUCCACCCCCCCGAUACCCUGGCCCAGAAGAAGCAGCAACAAGCUGUCUGAGAACGUCUUUUCGUGGGGAAAGCUCUCCGAGACUCAACCACCUUUGCCUUAUCGGGCCAGGACCUCCCCAAGCUCCAGGACGAGCUUAUCGCGAACCCUCCCGACCCUCGUCACCAUGACCGUCCCCCAAGACACUGCGCCGGCGCCCCUCGUGGUUCUCGUCUCAACACGCGCUGUCCUUACCUUUGCCGAAGAUAACCUUGUCCUCACUCCCGCAACGAUAACGGUCUCCCCAACCACCGGCAAGAUCGUCGACAUCGUCCCCGCCGUCCUCCCCAAGACCUCCUUCCCGGCCUCGGCGCUCUACGUCAACUACGGCUCCAAGCUCCUGCUGCCCGGCCUCGUCGACGCUCACGUCCACCUCAAUGAGCCCGGCCGCACCGAAUGGGAGGGCUUCUGGACCGGCACGCGAGCCGCUGCCUCUGGUGGCGUGACCACCGUCGUCGACAUGCCCCUCAACGCCAUCCCGCCCACCACGACGGUGGCCGGCUUCAAGGAGAAGCUCGCCGCGAGUCGAGGCCAGUGCUGGGUGGAUGUCGGCUUCUACGGCGGCGUCAUCCCCGGGAACACAGAUGACCUGUUGCCUCUAGUCGAGGCCGGCGUGAGAGGCUUCAAGGGCUUCCUCAUCGAGUCGGGUGUUGACGAAUUCCCCGCCGUCUCAGCGAAAGACGUGGCACUCGCCAUGGAGAAGCUCAACGGCACGCCUACCACGCUCAUGUUCCACGCCGAGAUGAUCCCCCCCAUCGCCGACUCGGUGGGCGAUGCCGUCCAGCAGUCCGAGCCGCCCCUGGCUCCCACCGGCGAGCUGCACUCUUACCAGACCUUCCUCGAGUCCCGCCCGCCCUCCUUCGAGACAUAUGCCGUCGAGGAGAUCCUGUCGCUCGCCCACCUCGCGCCGGAUCUUCACCUGCAUAUCGUCCACCUCUCUGCUACCCAGGCCAUCCCCCUUCUCAAGGAGGCCCGCCAGAGGGGCAUCAACAUUACCGCCGAGACGUGCUUCCACUACCUUGGCUUCGCGUCCGAGGACAUCGCCGACGGCGACACCCGCCACAAGUGCUGCCCGCCCAUCCGCGAGCGCUCUAACCGCGACGGCCUGUGGGAAGAGCUCGUCGCCGAGGACUCGUGCAUCAAGACCAUCGUCUCGGAUCAUUCCCCUUGCACGCCCCAGCUGAAGCUCCUCCCUAGCCACCUCGAGGCCACGCCACUGCCGCCUUCCUUGCCGCCAUCCCCCCCAGCCGAAGACGCCCACGCCACCAACAUGCACCACUCGGACUCGGGCGUCGACAUGACGAUCCCUGGCGAGACCGUCGGCAAGAUCCUCGCCGAGAAGACGCUCGAGGACGCUGCCCUGGCCGUCGCCGACGCCAGCUCGCGGGGAGACUUCUUCGCCGCCUGGGGCGGCAUCUCCUCCGUUGGCCUCGGCCUGCCGAUCGUCUACACUGCCGCGAAGGCGCGCGCCGCCGAGAACCCACACGCCACGGCGCCGUCCAUCGUCGACAUCGUGCGCUUGUGCAGUCAGGCGACGGCGAAGCAGGUCGGCCUGGCGCACCGCAAGGGCGCGUUGCGGGUGGGCAUGGACGCCGACAUCUGCGUAUUUGACGACGUCGACGCAUGGACGCUGCGGUCCGGCGACAUGCGGUGGAAGAACCGCUGCUCGCCGUGGGAGGGCCACGAGUUCGCCGGCCGCGUUCGGGAGACGUGGGUCCGCGGCCGGAAGGUCUUUGAGUACGGCGGAGCGAACGGGGGCUUUGUCUGCGAGGGUCCGCUUGGCGAGGCUAUUACCGAGAAGCGCGUGGCUUGAGAAGCAGAGUUGGUUCAAUCAUGUGAGAUGUGGCAUGGAGAAGAGUGAUGGAUUGGAUAAGGCGCAUUUUUCCGCGAGCGAUGUCUUGGGUAGGCGCCAUCGGUUUGGAUGCAUGGCGUUGGCUAGGU
Colletotrichum destructivum is the source of this 3042-nucleotide messenger RNA. Its product is annotated as Putative dihydroorotase, metal-dependent hydrolase, composite domain superfamily. Lineage: Eukaryota; Fungi; Ascomycota; Sordariomycetes; Glomerellales; Glomerellaceae. The transcript has 3 exons. Gene Ontology annotation, cellular component: cytoplasm. Gene Ontology annotation, molecular function: allantoinase activity. The record is from RefSeq and is a predicted model, not a curated record. The coding region runs from base 1229 to 2914 and encodes 561 amino acids. Gene Ontology annotation, biological process: purine nucleobase catabolic process.